GACGUACUGUCAGAGACAGAAGAGGAAAAGAGACACCCCACUCGCUGUAUUUUCCUGGUUCAAUUAAUGUCAAUGAACUAAGUAGACCCGAACAGGCCCAGCUGCAAUCGCAUUGGAGUCUGAGAGACGCACCCAGUUAAGUAGACCGGAACUGACCAUUUGUUUCAAUGGUAAACGGCUUGUGUGAACUAUCUUCAUUUAUCCACCAUCUUUGUUACUGUCUGCUGCUCUUCCAUCGGAAAAGAUGGCUGCCUCGGCAGCAUCGGAGGGUUCUACCCCCGGUUUUUGCCCAAGCUACGCCGUGAUAUGCUCUUUUCUAGAGCGGUAUGGAACCUUGCUUGAUUUACCGGAGCUUACAUUUCCACAGUUGGAGCGAUAUCUCCAAGACACAAUCUCAGUUCCAAAGAUCUUGGUGGACCUUCACGUGAAGUUGUUGAGGAAGAUUGGCAAGUCAGUGUCCGCAGACAGAUGGGAGAAGUACCUUGUGAAGGUGUGCCAUGAGUUCAACAGUACUUGGGCAUGGGAGCUUGAAAAUAAAGGAUACAGGGACAUGUCUGUGGAGUACAAGACUGGAAUCCUCAAACAUUUGUGUGAAUGCCAGUUUGAUGACAAUGUAAAGUUCAAGACAGCAAUCAAUGAGGAGGAUCCUGAUAAGAUGCGGCUUCUCCCCAUUGGCAAGGACAAAGAUGGCCUGAUGUACUGGUUCCAACUUGACCAGGACAAGAAUGUGAGGGUCUAUGUGGAGGAGCAGGACGACCUGGACGGGUCUUCCUGGAAGUGCAUUGUCAGAGACAGAAACAGCUUGGCUGAGAUCCUGGCACUGCUAAAGACUCAAAUCGACCCAGCACUGUUGACAAAGAAAGAAGGAGAGGAGGAAGAUGAGGCGAAAAAUAAUACUGGGGGAGAAGGGGAAGUUAAAAAGACAGAGGAUACCUCAGAGGAUGAAGAGGACAAACCCUCCAAGGGAACAACUUCCUUAGUCUCUCCAAAAACCGAGAUUACAGAAAAAGAGGAAUCACAGCUAGAUGAAUCAGAAGCCAAAUCCUCAUUGAAUGGCCUCAAAGAUGAGUCAGAGUCAAAAAGCCAAUCAGAGGAGCCUAUGGUGGAUGACAAGGUCACCAUAAACACCCGGGCCAUCAAAGAAGAGCCAAUGGAGGUGUCAGAAUCCAAGGAGAGCACAGCCACAAAUGCUACAGAGCCUCUUGCAGAGAAACCUUGUCUGAUGCCACAAACAGAACAGACAGAUGAAGCCAAGAGGAAGACUGCAAAUGAACUCCAAAGGGCCAUGAAGAAUGACCAGCAGGCCAAAAUCCCAUUGAAAAAGAGAGAGAUGAAACUUUGUGAAAAUGUUGAUAAUAAUAGUGGCGGUGGCAGCAGUAUCUUUGUGCGAAACCCAUCCGUUGCUCUUGUCAAAGAAGCUCCUGAAGUUGAGGAGACAAGUAAAGAGAUAUCUGAUGCCCCGGUGGGGACGAUAGAGUGUAUAAGUGAUCAAAUGAAUGGUGAUGCUCAGCCUACAACAGAAAAAAGCAUCAAUAAUGGUUUAAGAGACUCUGUUGAUGGCAAAAAACAGCAAACAAAAGCUGCUGCUGGGGAAGAACGUGAAGCAGCAGAAGCUAGUGCAAAAGAGAAAAUAAACCUGGAUAAGGAGAAAGAGGAGAUGGCAAGCAACACUGAGGUGGCCAUGGCCAAUGAAACAAGUCUACAGAAAAUGGUUCCAGCAGAAAAGGAAAGCACUGAAGAUUCAGAGGAAGUAAAAAAAUCAGCCUUAAAAGAGGCUAAAUCUCCAUCCCCUCUAAUGUCAAAGCCAUUGACUUCAUCUAAGGAUGCAACAAGCCCACCGGAGAAGCACUAUGAUUGUAAAGAGGAACAAAAUAUCAAGGUAUCCAAGUGGGAUGUAAAAGUGUGUCGUACAGAACACACAACCUAUACAUCAAUAGAAACCGAUGAAAACCCUUUGUCUAGUAAGUCACAGAAACCAGAUGAAACUAAAGGAACAGAUUCAUCCAUUACCUCUCAAGAGGUCAAGUCAGCUGUCUCUAAGGAAACAGACAAAACAGUUGUCAAUAAGGACGGUUAUCCCCUUUCUGUCGUGAAAGAUAUGGAAAAACCACCCUGCACAAAAGGUACAGAAAAGUGGUCAAACCCUAAAAACCCAGAAACGUCAGUCAUUACUAAACAAACCGGGAGACCUGACCCAAUUACAGAGAAACCAGACCACUCUAAAUGCAUAAAGAUGCCAACAGUCGUAAAAAAUACAGAGAAACCACCUGACAAAGAGGGUGUAGAGAAAUGUGAUGUUUCUAAAGAUAUCAAAACUUCUGUAAUUAAAAAGACAGAGAUUUCAGAAAAGAGUAAAGAUGCUGAGAACCUGGCCAUCUCUCAAGAGACCAAUACGUCCUCAUUCCUUAAAAAGGCAGACAAACCAGUUUCCAAUAAAGAAGCAGAGAAACUGGAGAGCAUUAAAGAGACUGAUAAAUCGUUGGUCAUUAAAAUGACAGUGAAACCAGAGGCAUCUAAACAUACAGAGAAAUGUGAUAACCCUAAAGACAAUAAAAUGUCAGCUGUCACCAAGGAGAAACCUGCUGUAGGCACAGAUGCAAAGGCUGCCACUGAGGUGAAGAAAAAAGCUGUCCUGGAGGAAGUUUUCUCAGCGUCGAUCUGUAAAGAUGAAAUGAGUACUGUUGCUAAAGCGACUAAGACACAAUCUGGACCAAAAGACAUGGAGAUGGCAGACGUCUCUGAGAAAACAACCCAAUCACAACUGGGUGAACCCAAAAAGGUAGAGAAAUCGGCUACCCCUAAAGAUAUUGGGAAAUCGGUUACCCCUAAAGAUAUUGGGAAAUCGGUUACCCCUAAAGAUGCAGAGAAAUGUGCUACCCCUAAAGACACAGAGAAAUCUACUAAAUUGGUUACCCCUAAAGAAGGUGGGAAAUUGGCUACCCCAAAAGACACAGAGAAAUCAGCAAUGCCUAAAGAUACAGUGAAAUAUGCUAAAUCGGCAGCACUUAAAGAAGCAGAGAAAUUGGCUACCUCUAAAGAUGCAGAGAAGUCUGCUAAAUCAGCUACACCUACCCCUAAAGAUGCAGAGAAGUCUGUUAAAUCAGCUACACCUACCCCUAAAGAUGCAGAGAAGUCUGCUAAAUCAGCUACACCUACCCCUAAAGAUGCAGAGAAGUCUGCUAAAUCAGCUACACCUACCCCUAAAGAUGCAGAGAAGUCUGCUAAAUCAGCUACACCUACCCCUAAAGAUGCAGAGAAGUCUGUUAAAUCAGCUACACCUACCCCUAAAGAUGCAGAGAAGUCUGCUAAAUCAGCUACACCUACCCCUAAAGAUGCAGAGAAGUCUGCUAAAUCAGCUACACCUACCCCUAAAGAUGCAGAGAAGUCUGCUAAAUCAGCUACACCUACCCCUAAAGAUGCAGAGAAGUCUGCUAAAUCUGCUACACCUACCCCUAAAGAUGCAGAGAAGUCUGUUAAAUCAGCUACACCUACCCCUAAAGAUGCAGAGAAGUCUGUUAAAUCAGCUACACCUACCCCUAAAGAUGCAGAGAAGUCUGCUAAAUCAGCUACACCUACCCCUAAAGAUGCAGAGAAGUCUGCUAAAUCCGCUACACCUACCCCUAAAGAUGCAGAGAAGUCUGCUAAAUCCGCUACACCUACCCCUAAAGAUGUAGAGAAGUCUGCUAAAUCUGCUACACCUACCCCUAAAGUCGCUGAGAAAUCGGCUAAAAACACAGAGACUACCUCUAAAAAGAUUGUUCUAUCUUCUAGGGGACAGAAACCAGACACUGAAGAAACUGAGAAACUGACAGACACAAAGCCAGUUGCAGAAAAAGGAGAGAAACUUGUCACCUUUCAGGACGCCAAGCAAUUACCCUCUCUCAAAAAGUCUGUCCCAGUGGAGGUGAAACAGGAGGAGCCUAUGGAAAUGCGUUCGGAAAAGUCAACACAUGACAACAUAAAGAUCAAGGGACAUGCUGAAAAAGGCUGGCCAAAAAAGGCUGUUAAAAGUGGAGUGAAGUCUGAGACCAACCCUAUCAAAGACCCAAAGCCCAUGAACUGUGAUGCAUCAUCAGAAAAACAGGCUAUUAGUAAGAAGGCAUCAUCUCUCACUGAGGGUGAGACGGACAAAAGCCAGGACAAAGUAAUCAAGGAAGAUGCCACAACACAGGGAUGCCCCCCAAAAGAGGAUGGGAGUAAGCCUGAUCAUCCUAAGAAAAAUGACAAAAAGGAGGAUGAUGGAACUGAGAAAGAUGACACAAAUUCAACGGUAGAAGAGAAAUUGGGUCAGGCAAAAGCAAGUGAGGGGUCUGAGGAAGAUGAUAACAAAGAGGAUGAGGACAAGGGUGAAAAAAAGGAUGCGGGAACAACAUCAGAGAUCCAAGAGGAGGGAAUUCGCCUGAAAAUACGCGGGAUUACCCACCGGAGGAGAGCUGAGCUCCAGAGAAAGGAGAUGGAGUCUGGGUCAGAUACUGGUGAGACUGGGAGAUCCCUGAGGAGGUCACCCAGGAUCUGCAGGCCGACCGCUAAGGGGGUGGAGUUCCAGGACAGGAGGAUGGAGAAGAAAGAGGCCACACCCCCUGUAGAGAAGGGUGAUGAGGAGAAAACUGUUCAGAGGAAACCGAGAGAGAAGGUUGAUCAAGAUGGACUGUACAAAUCUAAGGGGCGACGGAGGAGAAAGACCCGGUGGUCCAACACUCGAACACAAAGGCGCAAAAAUAAUGAUUCUGGUGAAGACGACGAAAGUGAGUCGAGCGAAGAGGAGAGUGAGGAGGACAACAGUGAUGAGAGCUUUAAGGUGGAGAGGGGCAAGAGGAGGAAGAGGAACAGAGAGAGGCACAGCGACGAUUCUGACACCUCGGAUGAUGACCUCCCUCCUAACGAUGACCCCUGUAAACACUGCGGCCUCCCCAACCAUCCUGAGCUGAUUUUGCUGUGUGACUCGUGCGAUAGCGGCUACCAUACGGCCUGCCUCAGACCCCCUCUCAUGAUCAUCCCAGACGGGGAGUGGUUCUGCCCACCCUGCCAACAUAAGCUGCUCUGUGACAAGCUUGAGGAGCAGCUUACUAAUCUCGACGCUUCCCUGAAAAAGAGGGAGCGCGCCGAGCGACGAAAAGAGCGGUUGGUCUAUGUUGGAAUCAGUGUUGAAAACAUCAUCACUCCCUCGUUGGAGGUAGAGGAAGAAAGGGAGGAAGAGGUGGUGAAGAAGGAGAAGAAAGAGCGAACCAAGAGCUGGGGUCGAAGGUCCACAAGGGCAAAGAAAAGCAUAAGCUACAGGUUUGAUGAAUUUGAUGAGGCUAUUGAGGAGGCAAUUGAAGAAGACAUCAGAGAGGCUGAUGGUGGAGGAGCUGGUCGAGGCAAGGACAUGGCCAACAUCACAGGCCAUAGCAGAGGGAAGGACAUGUCCACUAUCCUGGCAGCAGGAGAGGGUGGCGAGGGCAAGGAGAAUGGGUGCCUACCGCGGCCCAACGCCAGCCAGCGCAGGAAGAAGCGCCGGCGUCUCAACGACCUGGACAGCGACAGCACUAUGGAGGAGGAAGAGAGCGAGGACGAGUUCCGUCUCAGUGACAGUACGGAGGAAGAGGAGUUUGUGGCGUCGGGGAAGAGCGAUGCAGAGAGCGAAGUGGCGGUCGACUCCAAUGACGACAGCGACUUCGGCAGCACACAACGCAGAUCCGCCAGGACUAGGAGGCCAGCCAAACGUCAGAGGAGUGCUCAGCCGCGACGGCGCCGCACACCACGACGGUACUCAGACGAUGAAGAGGAGACGAGUGAGGAAGAAAUGGUGUCGGAGGGCUCCAGCGAGUUCAGCGAUAGCGACCUGGACUGUAGCCGACGCCGAUCCCGCCGGAGUCAGACGACGAAGCAGGUCAACUACUGCGAGUCGUCCGGAGACUCUGACGGCUCCAAGGCCAACACAAACCGUGACAAAGUCAAACCGUGGCGGCGCCUCGCCAGUUCUGACAGCGAAGCAAGCUCCUCCAGAGGCUCAGAUGACAGCGAGAGGGAGAGGACUAGGUUAAAGAGGAGGGCCGACUCGUCCGAAAAAGAGUCCCAGCAGCACCGCAGACGACUUUCGCUGAAACGGCGGCGAGCCUCUGAGGAGGACGAUGACGACCACGAUUCCGAUGAAUCAUCGGAGGGAGAACGUCCUGUCCGCAAGCGUGUGAACCGCAUCGACUCGGACGACUCUGACAAGGAGGAGGAGAAGGAGACGAAAGAAACCAGGGAAGAGGAGGAAGGGGGAGUGCUGGGGAAGGGAGCCAGCCCGUUGGACUACGGCCUGGUGGAGCUGCAUCCCCCCACCAACGGACAGAGUCCCAUCAAGGCCCUAGACGGCCUGGCUCACAUUGGGCCCCAAAAACCUGGGGCCACAGCUGUCGCCAUAGCGCCCAAUGGACUGGAGUUGGCACCACAGGAUGAUGAUGAGGAUGACCUGCUGGGGGUCACAGACCUGGUGGACUUUGUCUGCAACAGUGAUAUGUUGUAAAAACCCAAGUUGUACGUUUGUUCUUUUCUGUAGUAUUUUUUAAAAUGUUUGUCCUGUCCUUAUUAUAAAACUGUUUUAUUCAUCCUCCUUGUCCCCCCCAUUAGUAUGACCCCAUCCACCCGUAUGAACUGGACGUCUUACGGGGGGAAAGUUUAUUGUCUUCACACCUUUCGCAGUGUGAUUGUAGAGUCAUUGAGAGCACUAACUCCGAAGGUUGUUAAGUGGCACGUUACUUUGCAUUGUCUUAUCCUCUGUACUCGGUCACUGAUGGACAUGUGGGUCAGAUACUUGACCGUAAAUGACACACAAAUCAACCUACCUGUUUCUCCAGCCAACUUCCAGGGUUGUCUACUCAGGGGUCCAUCCACUACCCCCACAUACAAAGAGUCCAUCUCCCAAAUUCUUGGUUGUGUUCAUUAGGCCCCAAACGGCAGAAAACCGACAGACCGAGAAGGACUACCUUGCCUUGUCCAUUUAAGAAACGCUGAUUUUCUGUUGUAUGACCUAAUGAACAUGACCCAUGACUUCCUGUUCUGAGAGGCACCUCUCAGUAUUCCUGCCUGGCAAAGAGGACAUUUUAUUGUAUGACAUUAAUUGUUUGUUGGUAGGAUGUAGAUGUGUAUUGUUGUUCAACAUUUGUAUGAGAAUAGAUGUCAGGGGUCAAACUGCAUUCCAUUUACGACUUAAAUUAACAUAGUUUUGUGGAUCAACUGCUGGAAACCAAUCGUUGUUUUUAUCCCCCUGCUCUUUACCCCAAACUUUAAAUAUGAAUGUCUUUCACUUUUUUGAUAUUUGAAUUCCACAUUUUAAUCCUCUUACAUCGAUCAAACUAUUUAUUAUUUGUUUUGAUGUGUUCAAUUCUAUUAGUCAUUUGUUUGAUAAGCUAAACCAUUACACAGGUUUCCAACUUUCUUUUAUAGACCAUUUAAAACAAGCACUGGAUGAAAAAGCAUGAGCAUAACAGUUUAAGUCAUAAUUCCCAUAGGAAAACAUGACACAGAACCAUCGUCAUCAUCAUGCUAGAAACAGCUUUUUUUAACUGACAGACUGGGAGACCAGACCCACAACCGAUCCCAUACUUUCUAGAAAAUACAAUCUCCAAAAGAGUGUUUCUCAUGGAUUUGGUUAAUUGUUUUUACCCAAAGUAUUGAAAUGUUGUACUGCAGCCUAUAUCCUGUUUUUAUUUUUAUCAAAUGUUCCCAUCAAGUGGUAUUUUUAACCAUUUUUAAUUAUUGUUACAAACACUAUUAAGGCAGCUAGCUCCUCAGUGCAUCACGCCAAAUUACAGGUGUCAUUUAAUCAACAUUAAAAUGUGUUAACUACCACCACAUUGACAAGACUUUCCUUUAAAUGGAGGUUUGAGUGUAUUUAAUGUCACCAACUAGAGUAGACCAACCCUGAUCGUCUCACCUCUGUGUGCAUAUGUUUCUAAAAACCCUAGUUUAGUUUUUGUGUACGUAUAAAUAUAAUUUGUGUGCUGCCAACACUAUCAAUGGAUUAAAUGCCCAUGUUUUAGACUUUUUUUAUAUGCUAAUAUUCAAAGGGAUUUGUUAUGUACAGAAUUUUCUGCCAACUUUCUCUGUUCCUCUCAAUAACCAUGUCAGCAUUUUAACCAUUAUUUUACGUACGUUGUGUUUUUAUAAUGUAUAUCAAAUCAUCCACUUAUUGUUUUCCUCCUUAGCAAACCAAGUGGCAUACUGUUUCCUAUGUACCUUCUUGUCGAUACUGUAUGUAGGUUCAAAACCUUGAAGUAAAGGUACUUACUGAGUAUACACCUAACUACCUGUCGUUGUUCAUCGACUAUUUUUUUAUAUAUUUUUUUAAAUGUCCCCUGGUCUUUUCGGAACCCUCUGCCACCACCAGUGUUGAUUGUAGAGAACACUACCCUCGCUCUAGUCUUCCCUCUACAUCUUACUGCAUCAACUGGAGACUAAAUAAACGUCUUCGAUCUCAAAAAGCCUAUCCUUUGUCUGUUCUCAAAUAUGAGCUCAUUUUGGUUUUAGGGUUCCAUUUUGAGGUCCGGUUAAAUCACUGCCUUUCUGGGCCUAUGUUCAAGCAGUUUCUCAGAGUAGGACUGCUGUCCAUAUUAUUCAUAAUGAUCUAAAAUGCAACUGAUCCUAUAUCGGCACUCCUACUCUGAGACUGAAUACAGGCUCUGGCCUUGAAUCAAAAGAAGAUUAUGGAUAAACGGCAGGCUGGAUAAAUCUUUGUUAGGGAAUGAAAUACCAGAAUGCAACUUGUUUGGGGAAAUGGUUCAGACCAUAAAUUGACCUCUAAUGUUAGUGUGUAUAUCUAGUUUUUGCUGUAAUGUAUAUUUAGAGGCAUUUUCUUUUAUCAUGGAAAUAAAUAUAUUUGGCAAUUA
This is a messenger RNA of Oncorhynchus tshawytscha (Chinook salmon), 8852 nucleotides long. RefSeq names its product remodeling and spacing factor 1. The coding region runs from base 245 to 6490 and encodes 2081 amino acids. The record is from RefSeq and is a predicted model, not a curated record. The transcript has 16 exons. NCBI's taxonomy places the organism in Eukaryota, Metazoa, Chordata, Actinopteri, Salmoniformes, Salmonidae. Gene Ontology annotation, biological process: regulation of DNA-templated transcription. Gene Ontology annotation, cellular component: RSF complex.